CUCCUUCCUUUUCCACAAUCUCAGACACACGAGUGAAAAAUCAACUACGGAAAUGCAAAAUGUUCACAUAUGUUAAGACAACGCGCAAUGCGUUUUCAGACAAAAAACGUAUUGAAAUCAUAAAUCGAAAAUAAACAUAAUUUAUGUCAACGUAAAGAACGAAAACAACACAAUCGUAUAACACUUUCGUUAAUCUAUUUUUAUUUAAUAUUCACCAAAAAUAAAAUUAAAAAAAAUAAAAACAAAACAAAACAAAUUCAUGGCGUCUAGCAUGAAGGAAAACACACGAGAAAGAGAAUAAUUAUUUAUGUGUUUCGUACAAAAAAAAAAAACAAUUUUGAUUUAUUAAAAACGAUAAAACACACUAAAUAAUAAAUCCAUCAGUUAGUUGUGUGGACCACGUGUAGUGCGAAAGUUUUCAAAAUAAUAUAUUCCGUGCGAGUAAAAAUAUUGAAAAUUUAAAUAAAUUUUAAAUUUAUUCUGCACUUUCGAAAUCGGAUUUAAAAAAAAUAUUUAAAUAAAAAUAAAGAUCUAUAUAAAGUAUUAAGAACUAUGAUGCAUUUUAAAAUACAUUUAACAAUCUGUCUAAUAUAUCUGAUAACUCAUAAUAAAACUGAUGGCCGACCAAUACAAGAGAUAACGGAAACAAGAAAUCCACCAGAAACUCAAAUACCAGCCGGUUUCUCACAAGCCACAAAUGAAGAACUAAAACCCAGCGAAAUUCAGAAGGCGGUAUGCACUGUAACCUCAGGCGAUGUACGGGCCAGUGCUGAGGCCUUUACAACCAGAGAACUGAAAGGAGUUUGUGGUUCUACAGAAAUGUUAAAAUCAUUUCAUAAUUUAGAACAAAAAUUAGGACAAGAAUUGCAAAAUAUACAAAAACUAAUACAAGAUCUACACCGUCAAUUUGUAACCAAAGGAAGAGAAGAACAAACUCUUAGCGAAAGAUCCCCAGAACCGGUAACAUCAGCUGGUAUUGUUAGCAUUAAUAUGAAUACAACACCAGUUCCAGCCUUUAAAUUUCAACCUAUACCAAAUAGUGAAAAUAAACCACAGAAAACCAAUGAAAUAAGUAAAAAUUAUUAUCAGUUGCCCAAGUUAAAAUCUUUACCAACACAAGAUCAGAAUAAGGCCACCACUAUAAGGGAUCAGGAGGCUAAAAAAUACAAUAAUAAUACCCUCAUCACAAAUAAAAAUGUUAAGGUUUAUAGCUAUUACUGGAGAAUGGAGAAUUUUACACAGAAUAUUAAAACUGGCAAUAGUUUAACUAUGGAAAGUCCCAUAUUUUCCAUAAGAGGCAAAGCUUUGAAAAUUAAGGCUUUCUUUCAACAUUUGCAUCGUGAUUUUCUUUAUUUACAACUGGAGGAUUGCUCUUCAUCGCCCCAGUUGGGUCUGGGCAAUAGUAUCAUUUUAGAUACGGGUGCUAUAUUUAAGGAAAUCAAUAGUGACAAUUUUAAAUAUAAAAUGUCUAUAUUGGAUCAGAGUAAGAAACGUUCCUCGGAUUUGGUUUCCCAAGAAUUUGAUAAUCAUGAUAGCGGUUUUCUAAUACCAAAUAGUGCCUUAAUCGAUAGUCCUUUUAUUAAGGAUGAUUCUUUGUUAAUACAAUUAUUUUUGUAUUUAUAAUUAAUUGAAAUUUUCUACAAAAUAAAUAAACAAAGUGUCUUAAAAAAAGUGAUUUGAUCUGAAUUAAAGAAUUUUCCAAAGUCCUUUUUAAAAUUCUUAAAACUUCAAGACUAAAGAAUAGAUUAAACUAUAGUCUAGUUAAUAGAUAUUAAACUAUCCAAUUUUAUAGACAAAUAAGACUUUAGUUCGAGAAAUGCUAUAAACAAGACUCAGUUUGGACUAUAGAAAACUUUCUAGUCCGAACUUUAGAUAAAACUAUAGACUGGACUGUAGACAUGGACUGUAUUUUGGACUGUAAAUAUGGCUAUAUUCUGGAUUAUAGACAAGUCUAUAUUCUUGUCUAUAGUCAAAACUAAACACUUGUCUAUAUUCUGGACUAAAGACAAGUCUAUAUUCUGGACUAUAGACAAGACUAUAUU
This is a messenger RNA of Lucilia cuprina (Australian sheep blowfly), 2042 nucleotides long. RefSeq lists its product as uncharacterized. The coding region runs from base 553 to 1623 and encodes 356 amino acids. The record is from RefSeq and is a predicted model, not a curated record. The transcript is spliced from 5 exons. Gene Ontology annotation, molecular function: protein binding. Lineage: Eukaryota; Metazoa; Arthropoda; Insecta; Diptera; Calliphoridae.